UACCCAUGAUUAGAGUCUUCAGAGCCGUCAAACAACAGCAAUUUCCACGCGUUUUCCCCUCGGCCAACAAAGAAAAAGUCGGGGAAGGCGUAGAAAAAUUCUCCGAAAGCUUGUUCUCCCGCCGGCAGUUGGAGUGCGCCGGCGGUUAUCAGGCGAUAUCGACGAGAAAUUUCCAGAAGGGAUUGAUUUGAAGAGGGAAGAAGGGGACAGGGGUUUCUUUUACGGGAGGAGAGAAGCAGGAGGAGCAAGAUGAUGAUGACUACGAGCUCGAUGGGGGCCAUGGAGGCCCCCAUCCUCAACGACAUCAUAAGGAGGUUACUUGCCGGCGGUAAGGGAGGCCGCUUUCGCCAAGUCCAGCUUUCGGAGUUGGAGAUCCGGCAACUUUGCGUCGAGGCCAAGCAGGUGUUCCUCUCGCAGCCAAAUCUGCUCGAGAUACAAGCCCCAAUCAAGAUCUGCGGUGAUAUCCACGGACAAUUCAUUGACCUUUUGAGAAUCUUUGAAUGUGGCGGGUUCCCUCCAUCCUCAACCUAUCUAUUCCUUGGUGAUUAUGUUGAUCGAGGAAAACAAAGCUUAGAAACAAUAUGUUUGCUCCUUGCAUACAAAAUCAAGUACCCUAACAAGAUUUUUCUUUUAAGAGGAAACCAUGAGGAUGCAAAAAUUAAUAGGGUUUAUGGCUUCUACGAUGAAUGUAAGAGAAGGUUCAAUGUCCGUCUCUGGAGGAUUUUUACAGAUUGCUUCAAUUGCUUACCCAUAGCUGCAAUCAUUGAAGAAAAAAUACUGUGCAUGCAUGGUGGACUCUCUCCUGAACUGAUAAGUUUGGACCAAAUAAGAGACAUGCAAAGACCUUCUGAGAUCCCUGAUUAUGGUCUCCUCUGUGAUUUGCUUUGGGCUGAUCCUGACCCAGACAUUGAAGGAUGGGGAAAAAGUGAUAGAGGUGUUUCAUGCACUUUUGGUGCCGAUAAACUUAUAGAAUUCUUAGAGAAGAAUGAUCUUGAUCUAAUAUGCCGCGCCCAUCAGGUGGUCGAGGAUGGAUACGAGUUUUUUGCAAAGAGGAGAUUAGUGACAAUAUUUUCAGCUCCCAACUACUGCGGAGAAUUCGAUAAUGCCGGCGCUUUGUUGAGCAUAGAUAAAUCCUUAAUGUGUUCUUUUGACAUUUUGAAACCUCUAGAAGUGAAAGGAGAGGGUGGUGGCUCUAAAGCCUUGAGACCACUUCCUAAGAAGUUGCCAAACCUGUUUAAUGGAUUAAGGGGAGUUUCCUCUCAGACAAAAGCAGGAGAUAGUGAGUAAGCAGUGGUGAUCUUAGUUGUUCAUGCUAUUUUUGGUGCCAUGUUUAGAAGCCCUGAUCAGCUCUUUUUCUUUCUUACUAGAGGUGUGAAGAAAUUGAAAUUUGUAUAUGUCAGUUAGUUCUAUCUGUAUAGCAAGAAAGGUCCUGUUAAUUUUUUUUUCUUUUUUUAACUUAAUUCACUCUUUUUCUGUGCUUGUACUUGUUUAAAUUAUUGUUCUCCUCUGAUGACUUAAAUGAAGACUCUUGAAAUUAUUUUGCUACCAGUAAAGUUCAUACUGCAA
Molecule: messenger RNA, 1566 nt
Organism: Dendrobium catenatum
Lineage: Eukaryota; Viridiplantae; Streptophyta; Magnoliopsida; Asparagales; Orchidaceae
Product: serine/threonine-protein phosphatase PP1-like
Exons: 4
Coding region: 250-1287 (345 amino acids)
Cellular component (GO): nucleus; cytoplasm
Molecular function (GO): protein serine/threonine phosphatase activity
Source: RefSeq, a predicted model, not a curated record